UUUGCAUUGCGGUUUCUGUUUCUUGCAUUGGAAAACAUGAAAACGGUAGCCAGUUGAUCUUAUAUUCAAUUGAAGAAACCACAAAAAUCCGUAUGCCCUUUUUCUAAGUUUGCAUUUUGGAAAUGGUGGAUAGGAUGGUGAAGAAGGAGGUUGAACAACAUGAUGAACAAACUGUGACUCUGGGUUUCUAUGGAGACGAGCAAGCUCAACGGAGGUUUUCUAUAAACAUGAUGGUCACAAAUGGCGAGGCACAAAAAUUUGCAAGCUCUAUGAAGGCUACAACAGCAGAAGCAACAUCCUCUCGUGGUGAGGCUAAGUCAUCUGCUGUAAUUCGAGCAGAAGAGAUCCGAUCGAGUUUGCAAGGCGAAUACCCGAGUUUUGUGAAGUCAUUAGUGAGAUCACAUGUUGCUAGUUGUUUCUGGAUGGGUCUGCCUGUGGCAUUCUGUAAGAAGCACUUGGCAGAUAAGGAUACAACGAUGACUUUGGAAGAUGAAUAUGGCAAAGAAUACAAGAUGAAGUACAUCGCAUGCAAAACGGGAUUGAGCGCAGGUUGGAGACAGUUUUCUGCUGUGCAUAAGUUGCAGGAGGGUGACGUCUUGGUCUUCCAGUUAGUUGAACCUGCCAAGUUUAAGAUUUAUAUAGUAAGAGCAGAUAAUUUAAGGGAAGUAGAUGGGGCCCUUUCGCUCAUGAAUCUAGACAGUUAUGCAAGACAAAAGCAGAGAGAGAAAGAAAACCCAGAGAAUGAUGCUUUAGAUGCUAGUAUUACAAAGAAGAAACCCGGAAAAUCUGUUGCAAUUGACGUCCAAAAGAAAAAGGCAUCAAAGCCAGGACAUAAAUCUGUGCAACCGGCGCAAUCCGAAAACGAUAGCGAAGAAGCAGUUUCAGAAGUAUUUGAAGGGUUUAGAACGCUUGACUUCAAAGAUGUCAAAGGAUUUGAAAACUUUAGCAUCAUAGUGGAUGGUGUGGUAUUAGAUGCCGAGUUCUCUACCGAGGUUAGAAACAAAUACUACAAACUAUGUUAUAGCCAACGUGCUUUUCUUCAUGAGAACCUCACCAGGGGGUUGAACUAUAAGCUAGUUGUUGGAAUCAUAACGGAGACUGUAAACAUUGCGGACGCCAUAAAAGUUAGCGUGCUAGCUACGCCACGAUUCGACUUCUCGAAUUGGGACAAAACCCUGCUUGCCUUUGAGCAUAUGGGCAUGAAUGUUGAGUUCUUGAGAGUGAAGUUGCGGCGAUUGGUGAGCAUUGCAUAUGAGACUGAUGAUGCCUUAGAAACUAGGAGAUACUUCCAGUAUAAAAAUCAACACUCAAGAGCAGAUGAGGAAAUAAAGAAUAUGGAGUCCAAGCUGGAAGAUUUGAAAGGAGCUUGUAAGGAUUUUAGUGCUUACAUUAAGAGUUUGAAGCAAAAAGCUGAAACUCAUCAAAACAAGUUUCAGAAAGAGGUUGCUGCUCCUUGGUGAAACAAACUUGCA
Messenger RNA from Arachis duranensis, 1472 nucleotides. RefSeq names its product B3 domain-containing protein Os01g0234100-like. The transcript has 6 exons. Lineage: Eukaryota; Viridiplantae; Streptophyta; Magnoliopsida; Fabales; Fabaceae. The coding region runs from base 123 to 1460 and encodes 445 amino acids. The record is from RefSeq and is a predicted model, not a curated record. Gene Ontology annotation, molecular function: DNA binding.